UAUUUUUUUGUGAAACAAAAAGGAUUAAUAAAGGAUAACUCCUGGAAGAAUUGGAAAAGCUUGGAGUGACACACACACACACAUAUAAAGUGAGAUAUAAAGAGAAAGAGAAAGAGAGAGAGUGCAAGUGGGUGAUACUGUCACGUUGCUUCAAUAAAACAGCAACAGUUGCCUUCAGACGGCGUGAGAGCCAGAGAGCGAGAACCGCAUUAUCAUAUUGCAAAAACAAAAAAAAAAACAACAACAAAAGUGUAAAAAAUCAGAAAACAAAACAAUCUCGUGGCCCCAACAACUUACAUAAACAACAACGUUCGUAACGGAAUGGCAACGUUUUAAAUGGCCUUGCUCAUUGACCUUCUUAGAACCGAAUUCACUAAACUAUCCUUGGGAUCAUCCCAAUAUAUAAAUAUUACCGCUACGAUUGGAAGUUCAGAGAACUUGAAUACAAUGGAGGGCGGCGAGUCGACGGAAUCGAAUCACAACACCAAGGUGUCCGAUUCGGCAUAUUCGAACAGCUGCAGCAACAGUCAGUCGCAGCGCAGUGGCAGCUCCAAAUCCCGUCUCAGUGGAAGCCAUUCGUCGGGCAGCAGCGGCUAUGGGGGAAAACCCUCCACGCAAGCGUCCAGCAACGAUAUGAUCAUAAAGCGCAACAAGGACAAGUCCCGCAAGAAGAAGAAGACCAAGGCCCAGACUCUGACACAGACCCAGGCCCAGGAACAGAGCCGGACCAGCAUAUCCCAAACCGGAACAAGCUCCUCGAAAGGCCGGACAGUCGGGCAGCAGUCAGAGGAGGGAAUCGCAACCACAUCCAGCUGCAGUGACCCGCAGAUGCGUACAGAUCCAGACCAGAAGCCGGGAGCUCGUCCCAGCAAGCUGGAGGAACGUCUUGGUGCCGGGGAGGAGGAGGAGGAGGAGGUAGAGGUAUCGGGCUCUGAGGAGGAGGCCGAGGGCGAGGAGUGCGAGGGCCGUGAAUCAAAGUCGGAGCCAGCACAGACCUUCCCCACACCCUCACCCAUGUCGGUGACCACCCUGCCCACAUCCCUGAUCGGCGGCAUUGGUGGCAACAGCUGCCACGUCGGAGUAUCCGGCACAGACUCGGGCAUCGGAGGUGGCGGCAAGUCGGAGAAGACCUGUGAGUCCGCCCCGGGAAAGCUGGAGACCGUGGCCGGAGUGGGAGGAGCAGCCGCAGCUGCCAGGGCCGAGCGCGUCAAGGAGGAAAGCUUCUGCUGCGUCAUCUCCAUGCACGAUGGCAUCGUCCUGUACACCACGCCCAGCAUCACCGACGUCCUGGGCUUUCCGCGCGACAUGUGGCUGGGUCGCUCCUUCAUCGACUUUGUUCACCAUAAGGAUCGCGCCACCUUCGCCAGCCAGAUAACCACUGGCAUUCCCAUCGCCGAAUCUCGGGGCAGCACCCCCAAGGACGCCAGGAGCACAUUCUGUGUGAUGCUGCGUCGCUACCGUGGCCUCAACUCUGGAGGAUUCGGAGUGAUCGGACGCUCCGUCAGCUACGAACCCUUCCGCCUGGGACUCACUUUCCGGGAGGCACCCGAGGAGGCCAGGCCGGACAACUACAUGGUCUCCAACGGCACCAACAUGCUCCUCGUCAUCUGUGCCACGCCCAUCAAGAGUAGCUAUCGUGUUCCCGACGAGAUCCUCUCGCAAAAGAGCCCCAAGUUCGCCAUCCGGCACACGGCCACUGGCAUCAUCUCCCACGUGGACAGCGCGGCGGUGAGCGCCCUGGGGUAUCUGCCGCAGGACCUUAUCGGCCGCAGCAUCAUGGACUUUUACCAUCACGAGGAUCUGGCCGUCAUGAAGGAGACCUACGAGACGGUGAUGAAGAAGGGCCAGACCGCCGGAGCCUCCUUCUGCAGCAAGCCGUACCGCUUCCUGAUCCAAAACGGAUGCUACGUCCUCCUCGAAACAGAGUGGACCAGCUUCGUGAAUCCCUGGUCGCGCAAGCUGGAGUUUGUGGUCGGCCAUCAUAGAGUUUUCCAGGGACCCAAGCAGUGUAAUGUUUUCGAAACAGCUCCCAUCUGCAAGCUAAAAAUCUCAGAGGAGGCCCAGGGCCGGAAUGCCAGAAUCAAGGAGGAUAUUGUCAAGCUACUGGCGGAGACUGUGUCUCGUCCUUCGGACACGGUCAAGCAGGAGGUGUCUCGUCGCUGCCAGGCCCUGGCCAGCUUCAUGGAAACCCUGAUGGACGAGGUGUCGCGGGCGGAUCUCAAGCUGGAGCUGCCGCACGAGAACGAGCUGACCGUCUCGGAGCGGGACAGCGUGAUGCUGGGCGAGAUCUCGCCACACCAUGACUACUACGACAGUAAGAGUUCCACGGAGACGCCGCCGAGCUACAACCAGUUGAACUACAACGAGAACCUGUUGCGCUUCUUCAACAGCAAGCCCGUGACCGCGCCCCAGGAGUUCGAUCCGCCAAAGGUCGCCGCAGCCUCCGGCGCCCACGAGUCGCCCUAUGCGGAUGCCCAUCGCAGCAACCUGAGCCCGGUGCACGGAUUCGGCUUCGAGGGAAGCGGCGGCAGCGGCUCGUCCGGCAACUUCACCACCGGCAGCAAUGUCCACAUGAGCAGUGUGACCAAUACGAGCAAUGCGGGAACCGGAGGAACAGGAACCAAUACAGGCACCAACACCGGAACAGGUACCGGGACAGGAACUGGGACGGGCACAGGCACGGGAACAGGGACGGGAACUGGAACGGGAGUCGGGACAGGGACAGGAACGGCGACGAAUGAAACAGCUGGUCCGAGCACCACCACAACCACGGCGACCAGGAGCACCACCACAGCCACCGCCGCCUCGCCGCCCGUUACCCUCACGGAGUCCUUGCUGAACAAGCACAACGACGAGAUGGAGAAGUUCAUGCUGAAGAAGCAUCGGGAGUCGCGCGGCAGGUCCGGAGACAAGUCGAAGAAGUCGGCCAACGAAUCCUCCACCCUCAAGAUGCUGGAGUACAGUGGGCCGGGACACGGGAUCAAACGCGGUGGCUCCCACUCCUGGGAGGGCGAGGCAAACAAGCCGAAGCAGCAGCUGACCCUGAGCAGUGUCGGCGUGGGCGUGGGCAUGGGCAUGGAUACGCCCAAGGCAGUGCCCGGAAACAGUGCAGGAGUUGGACCCGGAGGCGCCGGCGUGGCGGGAGGAGGACUAGGCGGCGGUGGAGGUGGCAUCUCCGUGGGAACAGGCACAACUGGAAUAGGAGCCGGAGUCAAUCCCGGGAAUGGCUCCGUGGGCAGCUCCACGCCCGGACCCUCCGCCUCGCAGUACCAGACGACCAGCAUGUCCUGCACCCAGAACAUUAAUCUCUGGCCACCGUUCUCCGUGGGGAUCACCACGCCGGUUCACUCCACCCACACGGCCAUGGCCCAGAGCAGCUUCUCCUCGGCAGCCGGACUGUUCCCCACCUUCUACUACAUACCGGCUGCCUCGCUCCCGCCCUCCGCUGGAUCCAAGCAGCAGCAUCCCCACCAGCACGGCCACACCCACACGCAUCCCCAUUCGAAUCCCCACAAGAGCGUGGACCAGCCGAGCACCUCGCAGCAGGCGGCGGCAGCAGCUGCGGCCACCAUGCCGCUCCAGUACAUGGCCGGAGUGAUGUAUCCGCAUCCCUCGCUCUUCUACACCCACCCGGCGGCGGCGGCAGCGGCCACUGCGAUGAUGUACCAGCCGAUGCCGUUCCCCGGAAUGGCCAAUGCCCUCCCCAUUCCCCAGGAGCCGGUGAACGGAGGCAAUGCAGGGCAGGGCGGUGGCUUCGGAAAGAGCGUUUUCUCGCCUCAACAAGUGGUGGGGCCGCCACAAGCCUCGACCACCAAGGGACCCAUGCCCGGAGCCUUCCACUCGAUCACACCCAGCCAGAGAUCCGCCUCGCAGGCCACCUCCGUGAAGGCAGAGCCGGGCUCGAAUGUGGCUCCCUCCGAGUCCUCGAAGAAGGAAGUUCCAGACUCGCCCAUUCCCUCCGUCAUGGGUGACUACACCUCGGACCAGCCCUGCAGCAGCAAUCCCACCAACACCAAGAAAUACACCGACAGCAAUGGGAAUAGCGAUGACAUGGAUGGCUCCAGCUUCUCCUCCUUCUACUCUUCGUUUAUCAAGACCACGGAUGGAUCGGAGAGCCCGCCGGACAACGACAAGGAUGCCAAGCACCGCAAGAUAAAGAGCAUCAAUUCAUCGGAUAGCAAGAUCAUGGAGCACCCGGAGGGUGACCAGACCCAGCACGGAGACGGAUAGCUAAACCCGCGGGUGCUGCUGACCGAUGUACACAACCGGGUGCACAAUGUGACCGAUGUGGAACCCUAGGCGAUCCCCACUGAUCCCGCAAGCAGACACCUAAAACACCAAGGGAUCACAACAAAGUUUACCCAACCGUACAAACAAAUUCCACACUAUAGACUGGACUAGAGGGACGACAGUGUCCCUCAGCAAUUAUCCUUCAAGAAUCACCACAAAGGAAAGAAAAAAACAGCCUCAAAACAUUAAAAUUUGAAGUUC
Messenger RNA from Drosophila bipectinata, 4491 nucleotides. The record is from RefSeq and is a predicted model, not a curated record. NCBI's taxonomy places the organism in Eukaryota, Metazoa, Arthropoda, Insecta, Diptera, Drosophilidae.